CUUCCAGGGAAAACGUAUAUUAGUCAUAUCUCUCAUGAGUUGAUUAAAAAAGAAAGGAAAAAAGGGAGAAGACUGGGCUAGCUAGCUAGAUAAAAGAAUAUCCCAAACCCCACCCAAUUUGAUUCACAUCGACUACAGAAAAAGAAAAGCACAUUUAAACAUGUAUGUAUGUAUAUAUAUGUAUAUAUAUAAAUAUCCAACUUCAAGAUCCUCUCUUUUAUCAUUCUCUACCCCAAUAUUCCCACAGUUAAAAACACAAACACCCAUCCCCUUACCUUCACUCCAAGCCAUCCCCAACAAACUCCAUCCGAAUUCUAUUGAUGUGGGUCUCUGGAUUUUGGUUAAAUGGAUACCUUGUUUAGGCUAGUUAGUCUCCAACAACAAUCUGAACAAUCUUUCAACUCUACUAGCAGAACCUCUAGUAGCUCUAGAUCAUCAAGACAAAACAACAACCACCACCAUCAUCACUAUCAACAAGAAGACGAAGAAUGCUUCAACUUUUUCAUGGAUGAGGAAGACUUCUCUUCAUCUUCUUCUAAGCACUACUAUCCUCCUUAUCACCACAACCAACAACAACAACAUCAACACCAAACCACCACCACCACUCCUACCACUACUACCACCAACACUAGCACCCCUUCUACUCACCAUGUCCUUGAUUCCGCUGACUUCUCUUUCUCCCCUUCUCAUGACCUAAACUUUGAAUUUUCCGGCAAGUGGGUCACCGAUAUCCUCCUUGAAUCUGCACAUGCCAUCGCGGAUAAAAACAGCGCUCGUCUCCAGCAAUUGAUGUGGAUGCUUAAUGAGCUUGGUUCACCUUAUGGUGACACAGAGCAAAAACUUGCUUCUUAUUUUCUCCAAGCUUUGUUUAGCCGCAUGAACGACUCCGGCGAGAGAUGCUACCGUACUUUAGCUUCAGCAUCAGAGAAAACUUGCUCUUUUGAUUCCACAAGGAAAAUGGUAUUAAAGUUUCAAGAGGUGAGUCCUUGGACUACUUUUGGUCACGUAUCUUGUAAUGGCGCAAUUAUGGAAGCAUUUGAAGGUGAAAGCAAAUUGCAUAUUAUUGAUAUUAGUAACACAUAUUGUACCCAAUGGCCUACUUUGCUCGAAGCCCUAGCAACUCGCACUGAUGAGACACCACACUUGAAGUUAACCACCGUAGUGGCUAGCAAAAGUAGUGGUAAUAAUAUUGGUUUAACUAGUACAGGAGGUUUAGCUUCAGUUCAUAAGGUAAUGAAAGAAAUUGGCAACAGAAUGGAAAAAUUUGCCAGGCUUAUGGGAGUCCCAUUUAAGUUUAAUGUUAUCCACCAUGCUGGUGAUUUAUGUGACCUAAACUUAGCUGAAUUGGAUGUUAAAGAUGAUGAGGCUCUUGCUAUCAACUGUGUUGGUGCUUUACACUCAAUCACUCCAGCUUCUCGUCGCCGAGAUUAUGUUAUAUCUAGUUUUAGAACAUUGCAACCAAGAAUCAUUACUGUUGUUGAAGAAGAAGCUGAUCUUGAUGGUCUGGAUUUUGUCAAGGGUUUUCAAGAAUGUUUAAGAUGGUUUAGGGUUUACUUUGAAUCAUUGGAUGAGAGCUUUCCAAGAACCAGUAACGAACAGUUGAUGCUUGAAAGAGCAGCAGGCCGCGCUAUCGUUGACUUAGUGGCAUGUCCUCCAUCUGAUUCGAUCGAAAGGCGGGAAACAGCCACGCGCUGGUCUGGACGCCUCCAUUCAUGUGGUUUUAGCCCGAUAAUUUUCAGUGAUGAGGUUUGUGAUGAUGUACGCGCCUUAUUGAGGAGGUAUAAGGAGGGUUGGUCAAUGACACAGUGCGGGGAUGCCGGAAUAUUCUUGUGCUGGAAGGAACAGCCGGUGGUGUGGGCUAGUGCAUGGAGGCCCUGAUUGAGAUUGGUGAUGGUUUUCACUUUUCACUUUUCUUUUCUUUCUUUUUUCUUUUGUUUUUGCUUUUCUCCUUGUAUUUUUUUUUUUUCAAAGUUAGUUUGAGUGAUUGGCACGUUUGAUGUGUUUAUUUGGGCACGUGCAUGGAUUAAGGAUUGGAAUAGUAAAUGAAGUUAAUCAAUUUUCAUU
Populus trichocarpa (black cottonwood) is the source of this 2064-nucleotide messenger RNA. Its product is annotated as protein SHORT-ROOT. Gene Ontology annotation, biological process: asymmetric cell division; radial pattern formation; negative regulation of mitotic cell cycle. The record is from RefSeq and is a predicted model, not a curated record. Gene Ontology annotation, cellular component: nucleus. Bases 346 to 1878 code for a protein of 510 amino acids. NCBI's taxonomy places the organism in Eukaryota, Viridiplantae, Streptophyta, Magnoliopsida, Malpighiales, Salicaceae. Gene Ontology annotation, molecular function: DNA-binding transcription factor activity; sequence-specific DNA binding. The transcript has a single exon.